Molecule: messenger RNA, 870 nt
Organism: Sinocyclocheilus rhinocerous
Lineage: Eukaryota; Metazoa; Chordata; Actinopteri; Cypriniformes; Cyprinidae
Product: paraneoplastic antigen Ma1 homolog
Exons: 1
Coding region: 1-870 (289 amino acids)
Source: RefSeq, a predicted model, not a curated record
AUGGAAGCCGUGAAAGUUCUAGGAAGAGUUCAUGUGAGAGACACAAGAGAAGGAUUUACCUCGCAUUCUAUGAUGGUGUUGUGUGAGUGCAGACAAACCAUUGACCCUAAGCGCAUACCUCCUGAAGUGGCAAGGGGAGAAAAGAAAGAGCCCUGGUCAGUCAUAGUGAACCAAACAAGAGAACCUGCAUUUGACACAGCUACUGGAGGAUUCACUGAAAAGCUUGCAAAGUUCCUGAUGGAAGAAGGAAAGUCUCUCAGCGAUGUACAAGCUUUGUGUACUCCACGCAUUGCUAUCGAUAGUUCCCCUGAGUCAAUUAUACGUGCCAUGGGUGAGGUCCUGGAAAAGACUGUAAAGCCGCAGAGUGAUAGCAAUGCCUACCGAUGCCUGUGCACGUUUUCAGCUGUAGUUCCCACCCCCAUAGGAGAGGAGAGUAUGGAAAAUCAAAUCAAUCAAGCCAGGCUAAUGAUAACCGAGUGCGACUGUUCUGAAAAAGAAAAACGACGCAGAAUUGUGGAGAGCCUUAAAGGACCUGCAUUAGAAAUCAUAAGAGCUGUCCGUUUCUCCAACCCCGAGGCGAGUGCUUUGCAGUAUUUGGAAGCAUUGGAGAGUACAUUUGGAUCAACAGAGUCUGGUGAGGACUUAUACUUCAAGUUUCAUCUUAUGCGCCAAAACGCAGGUGAGGCUCUGUCUAAAUUCCUGAGGAGGAUUGAUAAGGCUCUUAACAAAGUAGUAGAACGAGGUGACCUGUCUCCUCGAAUGGUGGAUAAAGUACGAGUUGAACAGCUAAUUCGAGGUGCAGUGAAUUCUGACCUGAUGUUGCUUCAGUUAAGACUACGAGAGAGAAAAGAUGCCCACCUUCUUUCCUGA